This is a messenger RNA of Lotus japonicus, 1347 nucleotides long. RefSeq names its product ethylene-responsive transcription factor 3-like. The record is from RefSeq and is a predicted model, not a curated record. The transcript has a single exon. Gene Ontology annotation, biological process: regulation of DNA-templated transcription. Gene Ontology annotation, molecular function: DNA binding; DNA-binding transcription factor activity. NCBI's taxonomy places the organism in Eukaryota, Viridiplantae, Streptophyta, Magnoliopsida, Fabales, Fabaceae. The coding region runs from base 251 to 856 and encodes 201 amino acids.
CUGAGAGAAUAGAAAAGAAAAGAAAAGAAAACGAGAGAAAAAGAGAGAGAAAAUUUUGUGUGUCUCACAGAGAGAGAGAGAGAGAGAGAGAGAGAAUGGAGAAGAAUCGAUAUUAAGAAUCGACGUUGAUGGUGGUGGUGGCUAGAUUUUGAGGGUUGUUUUUUUUUUCUCAAUUUUUCACCCCAAAAAAAAAAAAUCAAAACUCAACCAAUUUUUUUUGUUCCGUCGAAUCUCACCGGUAACCACCACCAUGCGUCGAGGAAGAGUCGCAGAUCCAACGCCGGAGACCAAGGAGACGCGCUUUCGCGGCGUCAGAAAGCGUCCCUGGGGCCGAUUCGCGGCGGAGAUUCGAGAUCCAUGGAAGAAGGCUCGCGUCUGGCUUGGUACCUUCGAUUCCGCCGAAGACGCCGCCAGAGCCUACGACGCCGCCGCCAGAUCGUUCAGAGGACCCAAGGCCAAGACGAAUUUCCCCACCCCUGACGAAAUCAUCGCCGGCGGCGGCGAUGAAAUCUCCCAGAUCCCAAUCUCACACCACCAUGGCUUCUCGAAAUUCGACCCGGUGAGGCCAACCACCAGCGGCAUGAGCAGCACCGUUGAGUCCUUCAGCGGACCUAGGGUUCCGUCCUCCUCCGCCGCCGCUAGGGUUCCUCGCCGGCCUGUUAACCCGGUCCCAAUCGAGGACUGUCACAGCGAUUGCGACUCCUCUUCCUCCGUUGUCGACGAUCAGGAUUGCGUUCUCACCUCCUCCUUCCGGCAGCCACUCCCGUUCGAUCUCAACCAUCCUCCUCCGCCGUCCCCUUCCGCCGCUGCCGCCGACGACGACGAUGACCUCCGAGCAACCGCCUUGUGCCUCUGAUGGAUCUGCUCCGCCCCAAUUUGCCCCAAUUUCUGGUAUGAUGAUGCUUUCUCGGGAAAAUUGUUUUCUGGGGCUCGCUGGAUUGAAGAGAAUAAUAAUUUUUUUUCUCCUCUCUCUUUGAAAUUUUCCAACUUUACUUAAAAAAAUGAGUUUAUUUAAAAAAAAUCUCACCUUUGUUAGAUUAUUAUGAUUAUGAUUAUGAUGAUGUAGAGAAAAUAGGCAUAGCCAUCUUCUGUGUAAUGUGAUAAAUGAUGGAGGGUUAGUUUCUCCUUCAGCUUGAUGGUUAUGUCUUGGUGUUGUUGUUGUUGUAAGAUUGUAAGUUAUUUGGGUCUUGUUAUCUUCAUAGCAUUGGACCUGUGAUGAUCUGAGAGUUCUGCUGUUGUUGUAUCUCUGGAUCUGUUUCUUAUCACUUAGAACUUACUCUUUUUUUUUUGAUUUUUCUGUACAAAUGUUAUGGCAAUCAGAUGAUAGAAUAAACUACUUUCUGCUUA